Diceros bicornis minor is the source of this 1777-nucleotide messenger RNA. It is a transcript of the gene DUSP9, whose product is annotated as dual specificity phosphatase 9. Bases 347 to 1489 code for a protein of 380 amino acids. The transcript has 4 exons. The record is from RefSeq and is a predicted model, not a curated record. Gene Ontology annotation, cellular component: cytoplasm; cytosol. Lineage: Eukaryota; Metazoa; Chordata; Mammalia; Perissodactyla; Rhinocerotidae. Gene Ontology annotation, molecular function: protein tyrosine/threonine phosphatase activity; MAP kinase tyrosine/serine/threonine phosphatase activity. Gene Ontology annotation, biological process: negative regulation of MAPK cascade; protein dephosphorylation.
CUCUGGUUCUUUGCUCAUUUAUCUAUCUGAGUCUUAACCUUUUGAUUAAUUUGUAUGAACUUUAUCUUAUCUGCUGUACAUUUUCCUUCAACUCUGCUAUUUGCUUUAGCUGGGUUCUAAGCAGAGAGGGGACACGGAGCCAGACUUUUCCGAAACUCCCCCACCUCGUUUCACUGUCUCAGCGCUUACCACACUGGUAUUAUCUCGUUCGCUCUCCCUCUUUAUUACCGACCUGUCCUACUAGCCUGGGAGCGCCGUGUAAGCCGGGACCCUGUGUGUCCUGCCUGUUCAUCAUCCUGUGUCCGGGGAAGCGCCAGCAGCCCAACGUGCCAGGAGCCGGGAGCCCAUGGAGGGUCUGGGCCGCUCGUGCCUGUGGCUGCGCCGGGAGCUGUCGCCCCCGCGGCCGCGGCUGUUGCUCCUUGACUGCCGCAGCCGCGAGCUGUACGAGUCAGCACGCAUCGGCGGGGCUCUGAGCGUGGCCCUGCCCGCGCUGCUGCUGCGCCGCCUGCGGCGGGGGAGCCUGUCAGUGCGCGCACUCCUGCCCGGGCCGCCUCUGCAGCCGCCCCCGCCCGCCCCGGUGCUCCUGUACGACCAGGGCGGGGGCCGGCACCGGCGCGGGGAGGCCGAGGCCGAGGAGUGGGAGGCCGAGUCCGUGCUGGGCACCCUGCUCCAGAAGCUUCGGGAGGAAGGCUACCUGGCCUACUACCUACAGGGUGGCUUCAGCAGAUUCCAGGCCGAGUGCCCUCACCUGUGUGAGACCAGCUUCAACAGUCGUGGUGGCCCAAGCACAGCCCCGGUGCCCAGCCCAGUGGUGGGGCUGGGUGGCCUGUGCCUGGGCUCCGACUGCUCCGAUGCGGAAUCUGAGCCCGACCGUGACUCCAUGAGCUGUGGCCUGGAUUCGGAGGGUGGCACACCCCCCCCAGGGGGGCUGCUGCCAUCCUUCCCCGUCCAGAUCCUGCCCAACCUCUACCUGGGCAGUGCCCGGGAUUCGGCCAAUGUGGAGAGCUUGGCCAAGCUGGGCAUCCGAUACAUCCUCAAUGUCACCCCCAACCUCCCUAACCUCUUCGAGAAGAACGGCGCCUUUCACUACAAGCAGAUCCCCAUCUCAGACCACUGGAGCCAGAACCUGUCCCAGUUCUUUCCAGAGGCCAUUGCGUUCAUUGAUGAGGCCUUGUCCCAGAACUGUGGGGUGCUCGUUCACUGCCUGGCAGGAGUCAGCCGCUCUGUCACCGUCACCGUGGCCUACCUCAUGCAGAAGCUCCACCUCUCACUCAACGAUGCCUAUGACCUUGUCAAGCGGAAGAAGUCUAACAUCUCGCCCAACUUCAACUUCAUGGGGCAGCUGCUGGACUUCGAGCGCAGCCUGCGGCUGGAGGAGAGGCGUGCACGGGAGCAGGGCAGCGGGGGGCAGGAGUCGGCUGCCUCUGACCCGCCCUCUUUCUUUACCACCCCCACCAGCGACGGUGUCUUUGAGCUGGACCCCACAUAGAGCCCCUCCCUGCCCCUCAGUGGGUGCUCUGGACCACCCAUGUGUUGGGGGGAGAAGGGGAAGCAGCAGGGGGCUCAGUUGUAAGCAGGGUGGUUGGGGGGGAAGCGCAAUACCUCAUGCGGGGGCUGUGGGAAGAGGCAGGAGCCAGGAGCCCCUCCAGGGUGGCUGCAGGGAGACCUGUCCUACCCACUUGAAACAUCCACGGGAAUCCUAUUAAAUGUGCCUAUGGGCCGGGCCCGGGGCCACGGGCCUGACCCGCGCCGCUUUCAGGCGGAACUGUGCUCCAGA